CCUCAACCUACUCUUGUCUUCGACUCUAUGGCUUGUCGGAGCCAAGCAGACUAAUCUCGAUGGGUCUCUCAGACGGAUUCGCAAACCCGGUCGCGAAUCGGGAAUUCCGCGCCCUCAAUGAAAUCAGAGAAAUCGCGCAGGAACUAGCAGGCGAUACGCCUUUCUCCCCAGGGAGAACGCGUCAGUCUGCGCUGGAAGAGAUCUCUAACAUACUCAGCAACAAAAAUCAGCCUCCCUUCGCUGCGCUCCUUUCUGAGCCGCCUCCGGGGAAGCUCGAGUACGGAAGCGAUGUCGUCGGGCUCGUCGUAAUGUCCUUCAGCGUCUUUGCCAUCCUGCACAUGGCAUCCGAGGACCCACGAAAUAGCGUCAUGGAACCAUCUGUCCGCGCCCUCUGGCCCCACACCAUCAAAUGGGCGGCGGCCCUCCAUCCAGCGCGCGGACGUCUCACCUUCGCCUCGGACGCUGAACGCGAUAGAGGGCGCACCGUCGUCGUCAGCUCCGUCGUGCAGGUGUACCUGAACCUUUCGGACGCGGAACCGAAGCACAUCAAGCCCUUUCUGCACGCCAACCCGGAUGGACUUGCGCAGGCGUUUGAGCUCUGGCUCCGCUUCCACGACCACAUCUCGCCAUCCGAUAAAUCCGCCUCUCAAUGGGCCCACUCCCUGACGCUGGCAGUCGGGAAGUUCUACGAGCUGCUCAUCGAUAGUGAUGACAAGCAGGCAGCCCCGGACGAUCGCGCCCUCUUCGUCGACGAACUCAGGCUCGCGAUAGACGGCGACCCGAAGGUGCUGCAGCGGACUAUCCACCUGCAAACCAAGUUCCUGCGUGGCAUCACCAUAUCGAAGGCCCUCCGCGCGAAAGUAUGGAAGGAGCACUUUCGCCUGCUCCUCCGCCUGGUCUGCCUCACCGAGCUCUGGCCGAAGAAGAUAUUCCGCAAGGCCAUCACCGCCGUCGUCUCUGCGGGCCUGUACUGCAUGAGGGAAGACAUGCAGGACAGCGCCUACAGCGCCGUCCGCCUCGUCGCGGGCCUCUGCUGUCUCACGGGCAGCAAUCGCCCGCUCGUGCAGUCCGUCAGCGAGGGCGUCUUCGACAUCGUGCAGAAGUUGGAGGAGUCGCCAGAUUCUAGAGAGUACGAUCUCUCCGACUUCGUGCGCCACAUAUGCGCGGGGUUCUGUCAGCCGAGGCUCAUACGCACAUUCCGGCGGCUCUACCCCUAUCCGCCCAGCACCGCCGGUCGACCUCCACGACCAAAACCGACAUGGGUCGAUGUGUUUGAGGUGUAUGACAAGUAUAAUGACCUCUAUACGAUAAGCAAGAAUCAGAGGGGCUGGCGGCGAGCGAUGCAGUGCACGAAUACUAUAGUAAGCUGACGGAAGUCUCUAAGUAGUUUCUGUAUUCUGACAUAUGGACUAGGGCCCACACGACCAAAUGGUGCGUAUCUGCGCCUGCGGAAUGGCAUACUACUGCUCCGGCAGCUGCCAGCGCAUGCAUUGGCAUGAGCA
This is a messenger RNA of Schizophyllum commune H4-8, 1502 nucleotides long. RefSeq lists its product as uncharacterized. The record is from RefSeq and is a predicted model, not a curated record. The transcript has a single exon. Bases 60 to 1370 code for a protein of 436 amino acids. Lineage: Eukaryota; Fungi; Basidiomycota; Agaricomycetes; Agaricales; Schizophyllaceae.